AUGGGUACCGCCGGUAAAGCUUUCGAAGCCCUUCAAGCAGGGAAGAAAGCUAUCAAGCAAGGCCGUGAACUGCAUGGCAAAGUACAAGAAGGUUAUGGUAGAGCCCGGGAAGUGCAUGGUAAAGCCAUGGAAGUCAAGCAACAAGCUGAGAAGUUCGGCAUAGCAUUACCAAAAGACGCAUCAAGUCUUCCCAAAACCCGUACCGAAUUCCAAAAAGAAGCGAAAGGCUAUGCACGGGGUUGCUUUUGUGGAUUUUGGGGCCUAUUCAAGGCUGAAGCCAAGAGAUAUAUUACAUAUGUCCUUUCUCUUCUGGUAUUUGCCUUCAUCGCAAUCGGACUCGUUUGUUUCCUCAUUGCUGUGCUUUCGCAUCAUCCACAUUUGCAACUUUUCACAUUAACGACAAAGACAAUGACGUCUAAUACUAAGAAAGGAGACAUGGUUGCAACGGGUAGCGAGAGCGUGGAUUAUAAGAUCUAUCUAUUGCAUUACUGUGUUUUUGGUCUUACCGCAAAGGCUGAAGAGCAGUUUAAAAUGACAAAUGGUUGUCAUCAAUCAAAGCAAGGUAAGAUCUUACAUGGGAUUUCAACACAAAGCUUCUUCCCCUGGUCACAAUCAUCCACGUGUAACUGAAAUAAUACCUUUCUACGCCUUAGCAUUGUACGGCCAUGUACUUCCUGCCCUCAACUCCACUUUCACGCCUCCUCUCCCUGCAGGCCCAACAGCAGACAUUCAGACCCUCUUCAGAAAAUAUGGAUAUAUAUCUUUCAGCCUCUACAUCUUCGAUAUCAUUCUAUUACCCGUAAUUGCAGGCGCAUUUAUCUGGUGGCUUGUUAGCACCCUAACCCCUUGGAAACGAACUUUUAGGCUCGUUCUUUGCGUAGGUCUAUUUUUCACCAUUCCUGCUGUUCUACACCUCCCAAAACUAAUACAUCUAACAUCCCACCUCAGUUCUUUACAGCCACAAUCCUCGCCCCUGCAAUCCUCCAAACACUACUCGUUUACCGCACCAUGCACAUUCUGAAGCACGACAUCGACCUCAACACCUCCAGCCUCGAAAUCACCCUCAAAACCGGUUUCCUCUACAUCAUCCUCACCCACUUCUUCUGGUGCACUCUCCUCUUCAAUCUUAUUCUUUUCCGACUCAUAGAAUGGCUUCGAAAUAAGAGGAAAGCAAGGAAACUUCAUCAAACUCAAGGUAUUGACCAGGCUCAGAAUAUUCAGGUCUUCGAUGGAUCAGUUCAUGAUGGUCAUAAUGUGGCUGGUGAUACCUUGUAUGAUACUCAAUCAUUUGGGAUAAAUAAAAUGCCUCUUGAACAGGAAAGUAUGGGAAUUCCACGAAGCCUGUGGGCAUGAAGGGCGAUAAUGGUGAUUUGAGAGAAGGAAUUUUGAGGUAUUAUCCUGAUUACGGCGAUCAAAAGCGUGGCAGAAGUUAUAUGGGAAAAGAGAGAUUUGAUGAUGUAUAAUUAGACACUAGGUAUUGUGG
Messenger RNA from Sclerotinia trifoliorum, 1483 nucleotides. The record is from the annotation of a GenBank genome assembly. NCBI's taxonomy places the organism in Eukaryota, Fungi, Ascomycota, Leotiomycetes, Helotiales, Sclerotiniaceae.